AGGCGACUGGUUGUUACCGAGGAAGAUGGCGGCGCCAGACCCGAGGCGCUAGGGAAGAUCGCACCGCGGACGCCCGCUGAGCUUGGCGCACGGGCCGACCAGGAGCUGGUGACUGCCCUCAUGUGUGAUUUGCGGCGGCCAGCGGCAGGUGGGAUGAUGGACUUGGCCUACGUCUGUGAGUGGGAGAAAUGGUCCAAGAGCACCCACUGCCCAUCGGUGCCCCUGGCCUGCGCCUGGUCCUGCCGAAAUCUCAUCGCCUUCACCAUGGACCUGCGCAGCGAUGACCAGGACCUGACCCGCAUGAUCCACAUCCUGGACACGGAGCACCCCUGGGACCUGCACUCGAUCCCCUCAGAGCACCACGAGGCCAUCACCUGCCUGGAGUGGGACCAGUCAGGCUCCCGGCUCCUGUCAGCAGAUGCCGACGGGCAGAUCAAGUGCUGGAGCAUGGCGGACCACCUGGCUAAUAGCUGGGAGAGCUCAGUGGGCAGCCUAGUGGAGGGGGACCCCAUUGUGGCCCUGUCCUGGCUGCACAAUGGUGUGAAACUGGCCCUGCACGUGGAGAAGUCGGGCGCCUCCAGCUUCGGGGAGAAGUUCUCCCGAGUCAAGUUCUCACCGUCGCUCACGCUGUUCGGCGGCAAGCCCAUGGAGGGCUGGAUCGCGGUGACGGUCAGCGGCCUGGUCACCGUGUCCCUGCUGAAGCCCAGCGGGCAGGUGCUGACGUCCACCGAGAGCCUGUGCCGGCUGCGCGGCCGCGUGGCCCUGGCCGACAUCGCCUUCACCGGCGGCGGCAACAUCGUGGUGGCCACGGCGGACGGCAGCAGCGCGUCGCCCGUGCAGUUCUACAAGGUGUGCGUGAGCGUGGUGAGCGAGAAGUGCCGUAUCGACACGGAGAUCCUGCCCUCCCUGUUCAUGCGCUGCACCACCGACCUCAACCGCAAGGACAAGUUUCCCGCCAUCACCCACCUCAAGUUCCUGGCCCGGGACAUGUCGGAGCAGGUGCUUUUGUGCGCGUCCAGCCAGACCAGCAGCAUCGUGGAGUGCUGGUCCCUGCGCAAGGAGGGACUCCCCGUGAACAACAUCUUCCAGCAGAUCUCCCCCGUGGUUGGCGACAAACAGCCCACAAUUCUCAAAUGGCGGAUCCUAUCGGCCACCAACGAUCUGGACCGUGUGUCGGCCGUGGCGCUGCCCAAGCUGCCCAUCUCGCUCACCAACACCGACCUCAAGGUGGCCAGCGACACACAGUUCUACCCUGGCCUCGGGCUGGCCCUGGCCUUCCACGACGGCAGCGUCCACAUCGUGCACCGGCUCUCACUGCAGACCAUGGCCGUCUUCUACAGCUCCGCGGCCCCGAGGCCUGUGGAUGAGCCGGCCAUGAAGCGCCCCCGCACCGCGGGCCCCGCCGUCCACUUAAAGGCUAUGCAGCUAUCGUGGACGUCACUGGCCCUGGUGGGGAUUGACAGCCACGGGAAGCUGAGCGUGCUCCGCCUCUCACCUUCCAUGGGCCACCCGCUGGAGGUGGGGCUGGCGCUGCGGCACCUGCUCUUCCUGCUGGAGUACUGCAUGGUGACCGGCUACGACUGGUGGGACAUCCUGCUGCACGUGCAGCCCAGUAUGGUACAGAGCCUGGUGGAGAAGCUGCACGAGGAGUACACGCGCCAGACCGCUGCCCUGCAGCAGGUCCUCUCCACCCGGAUCCUGGCCAUGAAGGCCUCGCUCUGCAAGCUGUCGCCCUGCACGGUGACCCGCGUGUGCGACUACCACACCAAGCUCUUCCUCAUCGCCAUCAGCUCCACCCUGAAGUCGCUGCUGCGCCCCCACUUUCUCAACACGCCUGACAAGAGCCCCGGCGACCGGCUGACCGAGAUCUGCACCAAGAUCACCGACGUCGACAUUGACAAGGUCAUGAUCAACCUCAAGACGGAGGAAUUUGUGCUGGACAUGAACACACUGCAGGCGCUGCAGCAGCUCUUGCAGUGGGUGGGCGACUUCGUGCUGUACCUGCUGGCCAGCCUACCCAACCAGGGUUCCCUGCUGAGGCCGGGCCACAGCUUUCUGCGGGACGGCACCUCGCUGGGCAUGCUUCGGGAAUUGAUGGUGGUCAUCCGCAUCUGGGGCCUUCUGAAGCCCAGCUGCCUGCCCGUGUAUACGGCCACCUCGGAUACCCAGGACAGCAUGUCCCUGCUCUUCCGCCUGCUCACCAAGCUCUGGAUCUGCUGUCGCGAUGAGGGCCCAGCGAGCGAGCCGGACGAGGCGCUGGUGGAUGAAUGCUGCCUGCUGCCCAGCCAGCUGCUUAUCCCCAGCCUGGACUGGCUGCCAGCCAGCGACGGCCUGGUUAGCCGCCUGCAGCCCAAGCAGCCCCUUCGUCUGCAGUUUGGCCGGGCGCCCACGCUGCCUGGCAGUGCUGCCACCCUGCAGCUCGACGGCCUCGCCAGGGCCCCAGGCCAGCCCAAGAUCGACCACCUGCGGAGGCUGCACCUUGGCGCUUGCCCCACGGAGGAAUGCAAGGCCUGCACCAGGUGCGGCUGUGUCACCAUGCUCAAGUCGCCCAACAGAACCACGGCGGUGAAGCAGUGGGAGCAGCGCUGGAUCAAGAACUGCCUGGCUGUUGAAGGCCGUGGGCCGGACGCCUGCGUGACCAGCAGAGCUUCUGAGGAAGCCCCUGCCUUUGUCCAGCUGGGCCCGCAGUCCACACACCACUCUCCCAGGACCCCCAGAUCCCUGGACCAUCUGCAUCCAGAGGACCGUCCGUGACGGCCGGGGGUCCAGGCGGACCUUGUGGUGACCCGGCUCGGGCGUCUCCUCGGUUUCCUUGCCUCACCCGCGGAGAGCGCUGAACCUGGACAAGCAGCGGCUGGGAAGGACAGGUCCAAUAAACGCCCUCUGCGCCCA
Homo sapiens (human) is the source of this 2892-nucleotide messenger RNA. RefSeq names its product mediator complex subunit 16 (gene MED16). The transcript has 16 exons. Gene Ontology annotation, cellular component: nucleus; mediator complex; nucleoplasm. The record is from RefSeq and is marked validated. Gene Ontology annotation, biological process: transcription by RNA polymerase II. NCBI's taxonomy places the organism in Eukaryota, Metazoa, Chordata, Mammalia, Primates, Hominidae. The coding region runs from base 121 to 2754 and encodes 877 amino acids.